This is a messenger RNA of Phyllostomus discolor (pale spear-nosed bat), 7180 nucleotides long. RefSeq names its product SH3 and multiple ankyrin repeat domains 3 (gene SHANK3). Lineage: Eukaryota; Metazoa; Chordata; Mammalia; Chiroptera; Phyllostomidae. Bases 111 to 5549 code for a protein of 1812 amino acids. Gene Ontology annotation, cellular component: dendritic spine; postsynaptic membrane; postsynaptic density. The record is from RefSeq and is a predicted model, not a curated record. The transcript has 22 exons. Gene Ontology annotation, molecular function: ionotropic glutamate receptor binding; synaptic receptor adaptor activity.
CCCGCCGCCGGCGCAGCCCCCCGGCCGCCCCCGCUUCCCGCGCCGCGCAGGCCCCCUCCCCCCGCCGCCCCCGCCCCCGGGGAAGGCAGCGCCGCGCGGAGCCGGGGCCCAUGCAGCCGAGCCGUGCUGCCGCCGCUACCAACGCCGCCGCCCCUGCGGAGCCCUCGGCGCCGCUGCCCCCCGCGCCGGCCCCGGCCCCGGCCCCCCCCGGCCCCCUCCCGCACAGCGCGGCCAACGGGGCUCCGGCGGGGGCCGAGGGGGGGCCGGGGCGCCCCGUGGAGUCCCCGUGCGCCCCUCUCCCUGCAGCGAUCAGCCCCGGCCCCGGCGCGGGGAUGGACGGCCCCGGGGCCAGCUUCGUGGUCGUGCGCGUAGGCAUUCCGGACCUCCAGCAGACGAAGUGCCUGCGCCUGGACCCGACCGCGCCCGUGUGGGCCGCCAAGCAGCGCGUGCUCUGCGCCCUCAACCACAGCCUCCAGGACGCGCUCAACUACGGGCUCUUCCAGCCGCCCUCCCGGGGCCGCGCCGGCAAGUUCCUGGACGAGGAGCGGCUCCUGCAGGACUACCCGCCUAACCUGGACACGCCCCUGCCCUACCUGGAGUUCCGAUACAAGAGGCGAGUUUAUGCCCAGAACCUCAUCGAUGACAAGCAGUUUGCAAAGCUUCACACCAAGGCGAACCUGAAGAAGUUCAUGGACUACAUCCAGCUGCACAGCACAGACAAGGUGGCCCGCCUGCUGGACAAGGGGCUGGACCCCAACUUCCACGACCCUGACUCUGGAGAGUGUCCCCUGAGCCUGGCGGCCCAGCUGGACAACGCCACGGACCUGCUGAAGGUGCUGAGGAACGGCGGCGCUCACCUGGACUUCCGCACGCGCGACGGGCUCACGGCCGUGCACUGCGCCACCCGCCAGCGGAAUGCGGAGGCUCUGACGACCCUGCUGGACCUGGGCGCUUCGCCUGACUACAAGGAUAGCCGUGGCCUGACACCCUUGUACCACAGCGCCCUGGGGGGCGGGGACGCCCUCUGCUGUGAGCUGCUGCUGCAUGACCAUGCUCAGCUGGGGACCACCGAUGAGAACGGCUGGCAGGAGAUCCACCAGGCCUGCCGCUUCGGGCACGUGCAGCACCUGGAGCACCUGCUGUUCUACGGAGCCGACAUGGGGGCCCAGAACGCCUCGGGGAACACCGCCCUGCACAUCUGUGCCCUGUACAACCAGGAGAGCUGUGCUCGCGUCCUGCUCUUCCGCGGAGCCAACAAGGACGUCCGCAACUUCAACAGCCAGACAGCCUUCCAGGUGGCCAUCAUCGCAGGGAACUUUGAGCUGGCCGAAGUCAUCAAGACCCACAAAGACUCGGACGUUGUUCCGUUCAGGGAAACACCCAGCUAUGCGAAGCGGCGGCGGCUGGCCGGCCCCAGUGGUCUGGCCUCCCCCCGGCCCCUGCAGCGCUCAGCCAGCGACGUCAACCUGAAGGGUGAGGGGCAGCCCGCAGCUUCUCCCGGACCCUCGCUGCGAAGCCUCCCCCACCAGCUGCUGCUCCAGCGUCUGCAGGAGGAGAAGGACCGGGACCGGGACGGUGGCCAGGAGAAGGACGUCGGUGGCCCCGACGCGGGCAGGGGCAGCCAGAGCAACAUCAGCCCGAGCGGGCCUGGUGGCCCCGGCGGCCCUGGCCCCGCUCCCGGCCAGGGCCCGGCGCCCCCCGCGCCCCCUGCGCCCCCCGCGCCGCCGCCCCGGGGCCCGAAGCGGAAACUUUACAGCGCAGUCCCCGGCCGCAAGUUCAUCGCGGUGAAGGCGCACAGCCCGCAGGGCGAAGGCGAGAUCCCGCUGCACCGCGGCGAGGCCGUGAAGGUGCUCAGCAUCGGGGAGGGCGGCUUCUGGGAGGGCACCGUGAAGGGCCGCACCGGCUGGUUCCCGGCCGACUGCGUGGAGGAGGUGCAGAUGCGGCAGUAUGACUCGCGGCACGAAACCCGGGAGGACCGGACGAAGCGACUCUUCCGCCACUACACAGUGGGCUCCUAUGACAGCCUCACCUCGCACAGUGACUACGUCAUCGACGACAAGGUGGCCAUCCUGCAGAAACGGGACCAUGAGGGCUUUGGUUUCGUGCUCCGGGGGGCCAAAGCGGAGACCCCCAUCGAGGAGUUCACCCCCACGCCAGCCUUCCCGGCGCUGCAGUACCUCGAGUCGGUGGAUGUGGAGGGCGUGGCCUGGAGGGCUGGGCUGCGCACAGGAGACUUCCUCAUCGAGGUGAACGGGGUGAACGUGGUGAAGGUUGGACACAAGCAGGUGGUGGCUCUGAUCCGCCAGGGCGGGAACCGUCUCGUCAUGAAGGUGGUGUCGGUGACGAGGAAGCCGGAGGAGGACGGGGCUCGCCGCAGAGCCCCGCCGCCCCCCAAGAGGGCCCCCAGCACCACACUGACCCUGCGCUCCAAGUCCAUGACCGCCGAGCUGGAGGAACUUGCCUCCAUUCGGAGAAGGAAAGGGGAGAAACUGGACGAGAUCCUGGCCGCCGCCGCGGAGCCCGCGCUGAGGCCGGACGCCGUGGAUGCCGAUUCGAGGGCGGCCACCGUCAGGCAGCGGCCCAGCAGUCGGAGGGUCACGCCGGCCGAGAUCAGUUCCUUGUUUGAGCGCCAGGGCCUCCCAGGCCCCGAGAAGCUGCCGGGCUCCCUGCGGAAGGGGAUUCCACGGACCAAGUCUGUAGGGGAGGAUGAAAAGCUGGCGUCCCUGCUGGAAGGGCGCUUCCCGCGCAGUACGUCGAUGCAGGACACGGUGCGCGAGGGCCGCGGCAUCCCUCCGCCGCCACAGACCGCGCCUCCGCCCCCGCCCGCGCCCUAUUACUUCGACUCGGGGCCACCCCCUGCCUUCUCACCGCCGCCUCCGCCAGGCCGGGCCUACGACACGGUGCGCUCCAGCUUUAAACCCGGCCUGGAGGCGCGCCUGGGCGCGGGGGGCGCGGGCCUUUACGAGUCCGGCGCGCCCCUGGGGCCGCUGCCCUACCCCGAGCGGCAGAAGCGCGCGCGCUCCAUGAUCAUCCUGCAGGACUCUGCGCCAGACGUGGGCGACACCUCCCGGCCCCCACCAGCAGCCACCCCACCUGAGCGCCCCAAGCGCCGGCCGAGGCCGCCAGGCCCGGAUAGCCCCUACGCCAACCUGGGCGCCUUCAGCGCCAGCCUCUUCGCGCCGUCCAAGCCUCAGCGCCGCAAGAGCCCCCUGGUGAAGCAGCUGCAGGUGGAAGACGCCCAGGAGCGGGCGGCCCUGGCCGUGGGCAGUCCCGGCCCGGUGGUCGGCAGCUUUGCCCGAGAGCCCUCGCCAACGCACCGUGGGCCUCGGCCGAGCGGCCUGGACUACAGCCCUGGGGACAGCCCCGGGCUUGCGUUCGGGGGCCCCGCCCCGCCCAAGGACCGGCGGCUGGAAGAGCGGCGCCGCUCCACCGUGUUCCUGUCCGUGGGAGCCAUCGAGGGCAGCCCCCCCAGCACGGACAUGCCCUCCCUGCAGCCCUCCCGCUCCAUCGAUGAGCGCAUUCUGGGGGCCGGAGCCCCCACCGGCCGCGACCUGCUGCUGCCCUCCCCCGUCUCUGCUCUGAAGCCAUUGGUCAGCGGCCCGAGCCUGGGGCCUUCCGGCUCCACCUUCAUCCACCCACUCACCGGCAAACCCCUGGACCCCAGCUCGCCCCUGGCCCUGGCCCUGGCCGCCCGGGAGCGGGCCCUGGCCUCCCAGACGCCCUCCCGGUCCCCCACGCCUGUGCACAGCCCGGACGCCGACCGCGCGGGGCCCCUCUUCGUGGACGUCCAAGCCCGAGAUGCCGAGCGCGGGGCCCUGGCCUCCCCGGCCUUCUCCCCGAGGAGCCCGGCCUGGGCCCCUGUGCCGGCGCGCAGGGAGCCGGAGAAAGCCCCCCGGGAGGAGCGGAAGUCUCCCGAGGACAAGAAGUCCAUGAUCCUCAGCGUCCUGGACACGUCCCAGCAGCGGCCGGCAGGCCUCAUUGUUGUCCACGCCACCAGCAACGGGCAGGAGCCCAGCAGGCUGGGGGCCGAAGAGGAGCGCCCAGGCACCCCCGAGCUGGCUCCGGCGCCCGCACAGUCCGCAGUGGUGGCGGAGCCCCUGCCCAGCCCCCGGGCCCAGCCCCCUGGCAGCACCCCGAAAGACCCGGGGCAGGGCCAGGGGAGCUCCGAGGAGGAGCCGGAGCUGAUCUUCGCUGUGAACCUGCCGCCCGCCCAGCUGUCCUCCAGCGACGAGGAGACCAGAGAGGAGCUGGCUCGCAUCGGGCUGGUGCCGCCCCCCGAAGAGUUUGCCAACGGGCUCCUGGCCACCCCGCUGCCCGGCCCAGGCCCCUCACCCACCUCGGUGCCAGGCCCGGCCUCAGGGAAGCCCAGCAGUGAGCUGCCCCCAGCCCCCGAGUCUGCCGCCGACUCGGGGGUGGAGGAGGUGGACACGCGCAGCUCGAGCGACCCCCACCUGGAGACCACGAGCACCAUCUCCACGGUGUCCAGCAUGUCCACCCUGAGCUCCGAGAGCGGGGAGCUCACCGACACCCACACCUCCUUCGCCGACGGACACACUUUUCUACUCGAGAAGCCACCAGUGCCUCCCAAGCCCAAGCUCAAGUCCCCGCUGGGGAAGGGGCCGGUGACCUUCAGGGACCCUCUGCUGAAGCAGUCCUCGGACAGCGAGCUCAUGGCCCAGCAGCACCACGCCGCCUCCGCCGGGCUGGCCUCCGCCGCCGGGCCCGCUCGCCCUCGCUACCUCUUCCAGAGAAGGUCCAAGCUGUGGGGGGACCCCAUGGAGAGCCGGGGGCUCCCCGGGCCCGAAGACGACAAACCAACUGUGAUCAGUGAGCUCAGCUCCCGCCUGCAGCAGCUCAACAAAGACACGCGCUCCCUGGGGGAGGAGCCGGUCGGCGGCCUGGGUGGCCUGGGCGGCCUGCUGGACCCCUCCAAGAAGUCGCCCAUCGCGGCAGCUCGGCUCUUCAGCAGCCUCGGUGAGCUGAGCACCAUCUCAGCGCAGCGCAGCCCUGGGGGCCCGGGCGGCGGGGCCUCCUACCAGGUGCGGCCCGGCGGCCGGUACCCCGUGGCGCGGCGCGCCCCGAGCCCAGUGAAGCCCGCGUCGCUGGAGCGGGUGGAGGGGCUGGGGGCGGGCGCGGGGGGCGCGGGGCGGCCCUUCGGCCUCACGCCUCCCACCAUCCUCAAGUCGUCCAGCCUCUCCAUCCCGCACGAGCCGAAGGAGGUGCGUUUUGUGGUGCGCAGCGUGAGCGCGCGCAGCCGCUCACCCUCCCCGUCGCCGCUGCCCUCGCCGACACCCGGCCCCGGCCCCGGGGCCCCCGGCCCGCGCCGGCCCUUCCAGCAGAAGCCGCUGCAGCUGUGGAGCAAGUUCGACGUGGGCGACUGGCUGGAGAGCAUCCACCUGGGCGAGCACCGCGACCGCUUCGAGGACCACGAGAUUGAGGGCGCGCACCUGCCGGCCCUCACCAAGGACGACUUCGUGGAGCUGGGCGUCACGCGCGUGGGCCACCGCAUGAACAUCGAGCGCGCGCUCAGGCAGCUGGAUGGCAGCUGACGCCCCGUCCUCUCCCGCGCCCCGGCCGCGCCCUGCGGGCAGGGCUCCCCCACAUCCGCCCCGCCCCCCGGGCCGCGGGCUCGGCCUGCCCCCCACUGCGGCGCCCGGGCCAGGAAUGUUGCAUGAACCGUCCCGUCUGCUGUUGCUCGGAGACCUGCCCUGUACAUUGCUUAGCGCCCUCCCCGGCCGGCGGGCGAGCUCCCCCAGCACACCGUCAGGAAGGGUGCAGGCCCGGAGCCUGGGGUGGGGGGUCAGGGUGGGGCUCCCCAGCCUGACUGUCUCCCAUGCUGCUCCCGGAGACGACUCCCCAGAGUGGGGACCUGGUCCAGCAUGCGAGGUCAGGACACACCUUGGUGACUGGGGGGAGGGGGGAGACAUUGGGGUUCUCCGUGGGGGGCCAAGGAGCCCCCCUGUUUUGCAUAUUUUAAUCCACUCUAUAUUUGGAACGAGAAAAGGAACAAAUAUCUCUGUCCUUAAUAGCUCCCCGUCCCCUCCCCCAGCCCCCGCUGGUUCCCCUGUGGCUGCCCGGUCUUCCAUCCCGGCCCCUCACUGCCACGGCCACCCCACGUGGGGCGGGGGCGCUCCAGCUGGUCUGGGGUGGGCCAGGGUCUCGGCAGCCGCCCUGGGGCCCUGCCUCGGCCUUCUCCCCUUGCUGAGCUGGAGCGUGCCCCACGACCCUUCAGGUGCUGCGUGGAGGAGGGGCGGUGGGCAGCCAGGCCAGCUGGGCACUAGCGAGGUCUGGUGGUCCUGGAGGCCACGGCCCCUGGGGUGGGGGCAGGGCCCCGGCACCCUCGGCACCCUCGACGGGGGCCCUCCCGCCAUCUCCCUCACGGGUCCCCUCCAGAGGGGGUGUCGCCUCCCCCCCACACUGCUGGGCAACCACAGCAGAGAAGCCUCCACCUCAGCCCCCAAGCCUCCCGCCCCCACCGUGUGUGCGUGCACGCAUGUGCACGUGUGCGAGACUCGGUGUGGCCAAGGGUGUCGGAGCCCGGCGUGUGCCUGUGUGGAGAGCGGCCCCGUGUGAGGGCUGCGUGCGCACCCAGCCUCCCUUCCAAAGAAAGCCGGGGGCCCUGCUGCCCCCGGACCUGCGUCUGUCCUGCCCGCCCUCCUGGAGCCUCACCGAGCCUGAGCAGGCGGCCCUGGGGAAGCCCCCCAGGGCCCCGGGAGGCAGUGCCCAGCCCCCCCCGCCAGGCUUCCAGGGGGAUCCUAGGGAGGCCCCGUGGAGUCAGGCCACUGUAAGACCCCAGAGGGCGCCCCAGCCCCCCGUACUGUGACUCCUCACACUCAGCAAUGGCCUGUGGGGUGGGGGGCCUGGGACGUUUUUAAACCUAGGGUUUGGCGUCUGGACUAAGCUCCAUCCACGUCACUCACAAGUUUCUGUUAUAUUUCUAGCUUUUUUUAAUAAAAAUUAAAAAAAACAGAAAACACAAGUUUUCACAGCCCAGGGGCCCGGCACGCCGGUCUGUGCCCGCCCACCCUGCCCCAGCCGCCGGCGCCGCCCCUGGGCAGAGUUGCACCCAGCGCCCGCCACUGACGCCCCGGCCCGCUCCGCGGCAGUCGCUGUACCAGGCUGCCACACACACACUCGGCCUCACACUCACCUGUGGGUUUUUGGUUCCGUUCAAUUUGGG